Messenger RNA from Medicago truncatula (barrel medic), 450 nucleotides. Its product is annotated as arabinogalactan protein 21. NCBI's taxonomy places the organism in Eukaryota, Viridiplantae, Streptophyta, Magnoliopsida, Fabales, Fabaceae. The record is from RefSeq and is a predicted model, not a curated record. The transcript is spliced from 2 exons. Bases 108 to 287 code for a protein of 59 amino acids.
AUACACUUAAUAUUCAUCCACUACCUAUCCUUGUCUUUGCCUAACCACUUCUCUCGAUUUCUUUCCUUGCAAGAAAAGAAACAAAAUUUCCAAGAAAAUUUUCAGAAAUGGAAGCAUUGAAGAUGAAGCAAUUUUUUGCUAUGCUGGUAGUGGCCAUGAUGAUGGCAGCAUCAAGUGUUUCAGCUGCAGAUGCACCAGCUCCAAGUCCAACAUCAGAUGCUACUACUCUCUUUGUCCCAACAAUAAUUGCUUCCUUUGUUGCUCUUGUCUUUGGACUUCUUUUCUAAAUUUAUCAACAAUGAGUAUUUACAAUUACCAUUCUUAUGUACAUUGAUUCCUCACUUUAAUUUUUUUUUUAUGUUCAUAUGGGUUUUUAAUUGGAUUUUGUAAUAUUAUUGUGAUUAUUUGUUAUGAUUAAUGAAUUCAUUCAUGCCCUCUUCUUUGGUUAAA